Triticum dicoccoides is the source of this 4194-nucleotide messenger RNA. RefSeq names its product putative disease resistance protein RGA4. Bases 1828 to 4194 code for a protein of 788 amino acids. The record is from RefSeq and is a predicted model, not a curated record. Gene Ontology annotation, molecular function: ADP binding. NCBI's taxonomy places the organism in Eukaryota, Viridiplantae, Streptophyta, Magnoliopsida, Poales, Poaceae. The transcript is spliced from 3 exons.
AAAAGAUACCCGCACCUCUCUCCACAUUUGCAGAUAAGGCCUUCCCUUGUUCAUCCUUAUCUCCCACAACCUCAUUGUUGAGCAAUAAAAAAAGGAAACCUCUGGAACAAUCUGGCAUGGUGGCCGCAUGGGUUUCUACACUCCUCCUCACCCUAUUUCUUCUCUUUCUCGAGAUAUCAUUAGUUUUUACACAUGGGAUUACUCCCGCAUGGGUCAAUCACAACAUGUGUUUUAUAAAAAAUAUGCAUCCAGACGUUCCGUGCAAUGCACGGGCAUCUUGCUAGUAUUGAAUCCACUUUUCAGUUGAUCCAGUUUAGUUAAUUGUGCGACUAAAUGAUGCUUUCAUAUAUUUCAGUUGAUCUCUUUGUUUGUCUGUGUGCAAAAGCUUGUCCUAAUGAAUCUUUUGAACCCAGUGUCAUUCUGUGAUAACAUUAUCUUGGUCUAGUUUGUAAAUGAUCUGGCAGCAAAUGGGGGAGCAUCCAAGAUAAUUUGGACUUCCAUAAAGGGUAGUCUAGUCUUGUUUUACAUUUCAUGGAAAUUAUUUUGGCUUUUGUUCUAGUCUAGCACAAAAUGCUGUUGCCUGCUGUUGGAUUAAAAUGUGGGUGGGUUGGAAGAUUUAUUACAUCUGGUGUGUGGGGUCUUGCAUUGCAUGGUUGUGUCAGUGGGAGCAGUGUUUGACACCCGUGACACACACGGAGCAGCACCCCACAUGUGUAGUGUUGGCUGCUGUAUGAGACAUGGUGCGUCAGCUUUGCAGCACAUGUGCUGCUGCUGCAAGACCACAAAGUCUUUCCUUUUCACACAUGUGCCAAGACCCAGUGAGUUAAUUCUCAAGCGCCAGCUAGCUAGAUAGUUUGGUGAUUCAUAUUCAAGAGUGGCUUAGGUUUAAGAUAGCAAAUGGGGCAACAUCCACCAAGAUGAAUUGAUAACAGUUCUAGUUUGUUUUUACAUUCUGAGCCAAAUAUUCCUGUGAAGCCAGUCAGUCAUAUUUUUUUUAGCGCUUGCAAAGCCAGUUAAGCCAAAUAAAAUGGAAUAACACAAAUGCUCUGUACUUUUUUUUUCUUUUUUUGUUAUGAAGGUUGCCUGUUGUUGCGGAAAGAUUAAUUACAUCAAGGGUCUUGCACUGCAUAGUCGUUCAGUCUUGCACUGCAUGGUACUGUGUAGGCAGCAGUAGGCGCGUCAGCUUUGCAGCACAAGUGAUGCAGCAUGUGCCAAGACCAAAGUCAUGCCUUUUCACACUUGAAGCUGCACUUCAACUUUUAUGUUAGUAGGGCCCUUCCAAUUAAAGACAAGGCCUCUCUCUCUCUCCCUCUCUUCAGCAAGCUAGCUAGAUAGUUCGGUGAUGCAUUUAAUGCUCCUGUACGUAUACACAGGCCAAAAUAAUAAUGAUGCUCCGCCGCCUGCAAAAGUAUCAUAGACCUCAGGCCACCACGUUGGCCUCCAUUUUCCAUACAAGUCACAAGCAAACUCCUCUUGCUCACACCAUACUCUUCUCCAAUCUGCACUCCACUAGCUUGCGCCCUGUGUUGUGCUGAGUGUGCUGUGGAGUUCCUGCUGAGACUUCCAGUGGCCGAGCUGUUGGCCAUCAUAGAGCCAUUGGUGUCCAUGCUGAGGGACAAGGUGUCCAGCUCCUGUUCGUCCUAGUUGAGCCUGCCCACACAUCCGUGUGGCGCCGGCCGUUGCAGCUUUGCCGGAGUCGCCGCCUGCUUCCGCGCCUUGUCACCGGUACCAGCCAACCUAUACCGCUGCUGCUGCCAAGCCAGAUCUGGUGUGGGUUCUUCCUCGCCAUUGUUUCAUUGCUGGUCUUGGGUGCUCAGGAGCGAAGUCAUGAAGGCACCCUUUAACAACGAAUCUGUGCACUUGUGUUCGUGUCUUGCAAUGGCGGAGCUGGUGGCUGCCAUGGCCAUCCGGCCACUCGUAUCCAUGCUCAUGAACAAGGCAUCCAGCUCACUCCUGGACCAGUACAGGGUGAUGGACGGAAUGGAGGAGCAGCGCAGGAUUCUCAAACGCAAGCUUCUGGCCAUCCUCGACGUCAUCAGCGACCCCGAGGAGCAGGCGACAGCCCACAGGGAAGGGGCAAAAGCCUGGCUUCAGGAGCUCAAGACAGUAGCUUAUCAGGCAAGUGAAGUCUUUGAUGAAUUCAAGUACGAAGCACUCCGCCGUGAAGCCGGGAGAACGGGGGAAGACGUCCGCUCUCGGGAGAACGGGCACUACAUCAAGCUUGGCUUUGAUGUAAUCAAAAUCUUCCCUGCUCACAACCGAACUGUAUUCCGUCACAGAAUGGGUCGCAAGCUUUGUCGAAUUCUGCAGGCCAUCGAGGGCCUCAUAGCAGAUAUGCAGGCCUUCGGGUUCAAGAACCAACCAGUGUCACCAGUGUCCAAGGAGUGGAGGCUGACAGAUUAUGUAAUCAUCGACCCACGAGAAAUUGCCAACAGAUCCAGACACAAAGAUAAGAAGAAGAUUGUUGAUAUACUACUUGAUCAAGCUAGCAGUUCAGAUCUCACAGUUGUUCCCGUUGUUGGAAUGGGGGGCCUUGGCAAGACCACAUUAGCGCAACUUAUAUACAAUGAACCUGAAAUUCAGAAGCAUUUCCAGUUGCUGCUCUGGGUUUGUGUCUCUGAUACCUUUGAUGUGAACUCCCUGGCUACGAGUAUAGUUGAAGCAUCUCCCAAGAAGAAUGUUGAUACACAUAAACCACCACUGGAUAGACUUAGAAAAUUGGUCAGUGGGCAGAGGUAUCUCCUUGUAUUGGAUGAUGUCUGGUACAACAAAGAGUUCCAUAAGUGGGAAAGGUUAAAGAUUUGUCUCCAGCAUGGUGGCAUGGGUAGUGCAGUGUUGAUAACAACUCGUGAUAAGCAAGUUGCUAAAAUUAUGGGUGCAGAUAGAGCUUUCAAUCUCAGUCAUUUGGAGGAUUGCUUCAUAAAGGAAAUUAUCGAGGCUAGAGCAUUCAGUUCGGAAAAAGAAAAGCCUACCAUGCUAGUCAAGAUGGUUGGUGAGAUUGUGAAGAGAUGUCGUGGCUCUCCUUUAGCCGCAACUGCACUGGGCUCUGUACUUCGUGCCAAGACCAGCGUGGAAGAAUGGAAGGUUGUAUCAUCUAGAAGUAGCAUUUGCACCGAGGAAACUGGAAUUUUGCCAAUACUCAAGCUUAGCUACAACGACUUGCCAGCACACAUGAAGCAGUGUUUUGCUUUCUGUGCUGUAUUUCUCAAGGAUUAUAAGAUUAAUGUGGAGAAGCUUAUCCAACUAUGGAUCGCGAAUGGCUUUAUCCCAGAACAAGAUGAAGAUAGUCUUGAAACCAUUGGAAAACUUAUUUUCAAUGAAUUGGCAUCAAGAUCAUUCUUUCUGGACAUAGAGGAAUUUCAGGGCAAAAGGGAGUAUUGUUUCAAAACUACAUGUAAAAUCCAUGAUCUUAUGCAUGAUAUUGCAAUGUCUGUUAUGGGAAAGGAAUGUGUUGUUGCAGCUAAGGAACCAAGUCAAACUGAGUGGCAUCCAGAUACCGCUCGGCAUUUAUUUUUGUCAUGUGCAGAAACAAAAGGUAUUUUGAAUGAUUCUAAGAAGAAAAGAUCCCUUGCUGUCCAAACACUGCUACUUGAUAGAACUAUGAGAAAAAGCUCAUUGCAGCAUCUGUCAAAAUACGACUCUUUGCAUGCCUUGAAGCUUUGUACAGUGAAUUCUUCUGCACUGAGACUGAAGUAUUUGCGCCACCUGAGGUACCUUGAUCUCUCUUACAGUUCUAUCGAAGCACUUCCUGAAGAUAUAAGUAUACUAUAUAACCUACAAACAUUGGACCUUUCCAACUGCUCUGAUCUUGAUCGACUUCCAAGACAAAUGAAGUAUACGACUCACCUCCAUCACCUCUACACUCAUGGAUGUCGGAAGUUGAAGAGCAUGCCUCCAGAACUCGGAAAACUCACUAGGCUGCAGACACUUACAUGUUUCGUAGCAGGAGUUAAUGGUGUUGAUUGCAGUGAUGUUGAAGAGCUGCAGCAUUUAAACCUUUGUUGUCAGCUAGAGCUAUGUCAGGUAGAGAAUGUUGGAAAAGCAGAAGCUGAAGUGGCAAACCUCAGAAGAAAGAAAGAUCUCAUAGGACUGACAUUAAGAUGGACUUAUGUUCAUGAAAGCAAGGUGCUCGACAAUUUUGAACCUCAUGAUGUGUUGCAAGUUUUGACAAUAUAUUCCUACGGAGGAGAGUGA